AUCUUAUUGCUAUUAAAUUGUCUAUAGUGGCUUAAUAAAUAAAGAAGUAAGCUAUUUAAAGCAAUGUGUGUAUUUAAUUAAAACUAACCAAGUUAAUUAAAACCGAUUGAAUUUUGGUAUCCUCAACUCUUAAAAUUUUUAUAAAAUGGAUAAAAAGGUAUCAUCUUCAAAUUCAAGAGCUAUAAAAAAAGAUAAAAAGGAAGAUAUCAAAUCGAAACUAAGUUAAUUAAAAUAAUUUGAAUUUUGGUAUCUAAAACACUAAAAAUUUUUAUAAAAUGGAUAAAAAGGUAUCAUCUUCAAAUUCAAAAGCUAUAAAAAAAGACAAAAAGGAAGAUAUUAAGAAGGAAGAUGAGAAGAAAAAAGAUCCAGAUAUCGAGUCAGACUUGGAUGAUCCUGUCAUUAAGGACCUGUUUUCGGGAUUGGAGGGUGCCGCAUUUCAAAGUAGAAUGCCUUUUGAUAAACUAACUUCCACAGAAGCAGCCUGUUUUCCUGAUAUAGCUUCAGCUGCGUUGCAAACCGUAAAAGUUUACUUGAAUAUACGCAAUAAAAUUUUACAAAUGUGGUUGGAAAAUCCCAAACAACAGCUUAUAUUGGAUCAUGUAAUAAAGAAAAUGGAACCUCCUUAUAAUAGCGAUAUUCCUUUGCUUAAACGUGUAUAUGGAUUUCUAGAUAGAAAUGGCUUUAUAAAUUUUGGCAUUUUCAAAAGACUUCGCCCCAUACCUUCAAAAAAGUAUGGCAAAGUAAUUGUAAUUGGUGCUGGAAUUGCCGGAUUGGCUGCAGCAAGACAAUUGCAGCAGUUUGGUUUGGAAGUUAUUGUCCUUGAGGCUCGUGAUAGGGUAGGGGGACGAAUAGCAACAUUUAGAAAGGGAAAUUACAUAGCAGAUCUUGGUGCUAUGGUGGUAACAGGUCUGGGUGGUAAUCCAGUAACUACUCUCAGUAAACAAAUAGACAUGGAAUUACACAGAAUUCGUCAAAAAUGCCCCCUUUAUCAAUCUUGUGGACUAACAGUUGACAAGGAUAAAGAUGAAAUGGUUGAAAGAGAAUUUAACCGUUUGCUAGAAGCUACUUCAUAUUUAUCACAUCAAUUGGAUUUUAACUAUGCAGGCAAUAAACCUGUUAGUUUGGGACAAGCUCUUGAAUGGGUAAUUAAGCUGCAAGAGAAGCAUGUAAAGGAAAAACAUAUACAUCAUUUGAAAUCAAUUAUAGAAUUGCAAGAAAAGCUUAAAAGUAAUCAAAUACAGUUAAUUCAAGUAAAGGGACAAAUGCAAGAAAUUAAUAAAAAAGUAAAGGAAGUAGCCCUGUUUGAGAAAAGAGACCUUCAACAAGAGUUUGUAUACAGAAGUGGUAUCAGAGACCUAAAAGCUCUUGCAAGGGAAUGGGAUCAACUUCAAGAACAAGCAAAGGAAAUUGAGGAUAAAUUGAAAUUAAUAGAAAAUUCACGACCAAGUGAUGUAUAUUUAUCAUCCAAAGACAGGCAAAUAUUAGAUUGGCAUUUUGCAAAUUUAGAAUUUGCAAAUGCAACUCCCCUCUCUAAUUUAUCUCUUAAGCAUUGGGAUCAAGAUGAUGAUUUUGAAUUUACAGGAAAUCAUUUAACGGUCCGUAAUGGAUAUUCAUGUGUGCCGGUAGCACUUGCAGAAGGGUUAGAUAUUAAACUCAAUGCUGGUGUGAAGAAUGUUCAAUAUAAUAAUGAAGGUGUUGAAGUCACUGUAUAUAACCCUAGAAACCCACAAACUGUUAACACCUACCACGCAGAUGUUGUUUUAUGCACUCUUCCACUAGGAGUUUUAAAAUUAAGUACAUCUCCAUCCAGUGGGCAGCUUAAUACAGUUCAGUUCUCUCCUCCUUUACCUGACUGGAAGACUUCAGCUAUACAAAGACUUGGCUUUGGAAAUUUGAACAAAGUAGUUUUAUGUUUUGAACGCAUCUUUUGGAACCCACAGGCAAAUCUUUUUGGCCAUGUUGGUAGUACAACUGCAAGCAGAGGAGAGCUGUUUUUAUUUUGGAGUAUUUAUAAAGCGCCUGUUUUAUUAGCCUUGGUAGCAGGGGAAGCAGCAGCCAUAAUGGAAAAUGUUACUGAUGAUGUUAUUGUGGGCAGAUGUAUAGCUGUUUUGCGUGGAAUAUUUGGACCUUCUGGAGUACCUCAACCAAAAGAAACAGUUGUUACACGCUGGAGAGCUGAUCCAUGGUCACGAGGUUCUUAUAGUUUUGUGGCAGUUGGGAGUUCUGGAAGUGAUUAUGACCUUUUGGCAUCUCCAGUUAUCCCUCCAAGUUCACACGAAAUGUCUGCAACAUCUGGAUUGGCUAGGGUAUUUUUUGCUGGUGAACAUACAAUUCGAAAUUAUCCGGCAACUGUACAUGGAGCUUUUUUAAGUGGUUUAAGAGAGGCCAGUAGAAUUGCUGAUCAAAUUAUUGGGAAUCCUUGUUUACCACAACCUGUAGAAUAGACAGCAAAUUGGGCCCUACGAAAGAGAAUUUUUGAAAACCUGAUUGUGACGGUUAUAAGUUCACAAUUAGAUGGUUGAAUUGCUAUUCCAAGCAAUAAAAAAUGCAAGAUGCACAAAUACACAGAGACACAGCUGAAUUUUUUAGCGACAAAGAAAAAAAUGUGUAUAUUUUACAAUUUUAGGUAAAUAUCUAAGCUUAAUAGAUUGCUUAGAAAAAACAGUAAUGAUGUUUUAUUUUUAAAUAAAUGCAAUUCCUA
Cylas formicarius (sweet potato weevil) is the source of this 2701-nucleotide messenger RNA. RefSeq names its product lysine-specific histone demethylase 1A (gene Su(var)3-3). The transcript has a single exon. The record is from RefSeq and is a predicted model, not a curated record. Bases 276 to 2444 code for a protein of 722 amino acids. Lineage: Eukaryota; Metazoa; Arthropoda; Insecta; Coleoptera; Brentidae. Gene Ontology annotation, molecular function: flavin adenine dinucleotide binding; protein binding; oxidoreductase activity. Gene Ontology annotation, cellular component: nucleus. Gene Ontology annotation, biological process: regulation of DNA-templated transcription.